Oncorhynchus keta (chum salmon) is the source of this 744-nucleotide messenger RNA. RefSeq lists its product as uncharacterized. Lineage: Eukaryota; Metazoa; Chordata; Actinopteri; Salmoniformes; Salmonidae. The record is from RefSeq and is a predicted model, not a curated record. The annotation marks the transcript as partial. The transcript is spliced from 2 exons.
AUGAUCCCUAUGAUCCCUAAGAUCCCUAUGAUCCCUAAGAUCCCUAAGAUGGUCCUCCCCACCCACUACCCAGGGUCGCUCCCACCCACUACCCAGCAUCGCUCCCCGCCCACUACCCAGCAUCGCUCCCCCGCCCACUACCCAGGGCACGCUCCCACCCACUACCCAGGGUGGCUCCUCCCCCACUACCCAGGCGUGGCUCCACCCACUACCCAGCGUGGCUCCCCGCCCACUACCCAGCGUCGCUCCGCCCACUACCCAGCGUCGCUCCGCCCACUACCCAGCGUCGCUCCCCGCCCACUACCCAGCGUGGCUCCGCCCACUCACCCAGCGUCGCUCCCGCCCACUACCCAGGCGUCGCUCCCGCCUACUGCCCAGCGUCGCUCACGCCCUGCCAGGCGUCGCUCCCCGCCCACUGCCACGUCGCUCACCACCCACUACACCCAGCGUCUCCGCCCACUACCCCAGCGCUCCCGCCCACUACCCAGCGUCGCUCCGCCCACUACCCAGCGUCGCUCACCCCACUACCCAGGCGUCGCUCCGCCCACUACCCAGCGUCGCUCCGCCCACUACCCAGCUCCGCCCACUACCCAGCUGCCUCGCCCACUACCCAGGCGUGGCCUCGCCCACUACCCAGCGCUCCCGCCCACUACCCAGGCGUCGCUCCCCGCCCACUACCCCGCGCGCCACCACCCACUACCCAGCCUCGCUCCGGCCAUUGAUCCUCCCUCUCCUGUGCUCUUG